This is a messenger RNA of Gryllus bimaculatus (two-spotted cricket), 1632 nucleotides long. The record is from the annotation of a GenBank genome assembly. Lineage: Eukaryota; Metazoa; Arthropoda; Insecta; Orthoptera; Gryllidae.
AGUCUUCUGCAGCUCCUCAACAAGUGCUAACAUGGCCGAGGAGUUCGUGACCGUGUCUGUGCGUAGCGGAGCCCUUAAGGGCCGCCGUCGGCGCACGGAAGGCGGCCAGCCCUUCCACAGCUUCGAGGGGGUGCCCUACGCCAAGCCACCUAUCGGACCCCUGCGCUUUAAGGCUCCACAGCCGACGGAAUCUUGGACCGGCGUACGAGAUGCCACCAAAGUUGGCAAUAUGUGUCUGCACUAUGAUAGCCUUGAGAAAAAAAUUCAGGGAGACGAGGACUGCCUGUUCCUGAACAUCUACACCCCCCAAUUACCCUCUGGAAGUAACAAGACAUCUCUGCCCGUGAUGGUGUAUAUCCAUGGGGGCGGAUUUGUCAUUGGUCGUGGUGAUCUUUACGAACCGGAUCCAUUCAUGGACAAAGGGGUCGUUGUUGUCAAUUUGAAUUAUCGGUUGGGCCCCCUAGGUUUCUUGAGUCUCGGGACCCUGGACGUGCCUGGCAACGCAGGACUCAAAGACCAGACAAUGGCUCUUCGCUGGGUCCAGGAGAACAUCGCGGUCUUUGGCGGCGACCCCAACAAUGUCACCAUCUUUGGAGAGAGUGCUGGAGGCGCCUCAGUCCACUUUCACGCCUUCUGCCCUUGGGCCGUCAUCCACGACCCGAUCGCCCGCGCCAAAAGCCUGGCGCUGGCGGCGGGCUGCGAGCCGAAGACCGCGGAGGACCCCGUCGCCCUGGCGAAAUGGCUGCGCGAGGCACCCGCUUUGUCCCUCGUCACCCACAUAGGCGCCUGCUUCACGGAGGAGGAGAUCGCCAAGUCCAUGAUCCUGCCCUUCGUGCCCUGCGUGGAGCCAGACCAUCCCGGAGCCUUCCUGCCCAAGACUCCUGCAGCUCUGAUGGCAAGCGGCAACGUCCCCAAAGUGCCGGUUAUAUUUGGAAUCACCAGCCACGAGGGCAUUAUGUUUCUUCCAGGAGGAAAGCAGAUGACACAGGAGGAGUUGGAGGUCGCCGAAACAAAGGCAAUGGCGCAGUUAUCCUCGCGCCCAGAGCUUCUCCUCCCGGAGAAUUUGCCAGGUCGGAGUGAUCCCAAGAAAGAAGCGCAACUGGUGUAUUCUGACACACAGUUCGUGCUGGGUGUGUUGAGAGCAGCACGUGAUCAUGCACGCAACGGGUCACCCGUCCAUGUGUACGAGUUUGCCUACAAAGGACGUGUCAACUUCCUCAGCCUGGUUUUUCCUUGCAAAGUUCAGGGCGUAUGUCACGCAGAUGAACUCAGUUACUUGUUCAACAUACCGGACGUGCCUCGACCUGAACAAGGCAGUAAGGACGAGGUCACCAGACAGCGCCUUGUUCGCUUGUGGGCCAACUAUGCGAAAAAUGGGAACCCAAAUUCAUCACGUGAUGACUUAAUCAAAGUCGAUUGGCCGCAGUUCUCAGAAUCAGCGACCAAUUACCUGAAAAUUGGAGAAGACCUCGAAGCGAAUACUGGUCUCUUUAAGGAACGUAUGAUGUUUUGGAAAGGCAUGUACAGCAAAUGAUUUAACAAGAUUAGAAAUGCAAUGUUGUAAUUCCUAGGUUUUUUCGAAACAAGAUUGUACUUCUAUUUUAAAAUGGCAUUACUCAAUAAAAAUGCAAU